Molecule: messenger RNA, 2890 nt
Organism: Scatophagus argus
Lineage: Eukaryota; Metazoa; Chordata; Actinopteri; Scatophagidae
Product: ankyrin repeat and SOCS box protein 2-like
Exons: 8
Coding region: 890-2659 (589 amino acids)
Biological process (GO): intracellular signal transduction
Cellular component (GO): cytoplasm
Molecular function (GO): protein binding
Source: RefSeq, a predicted model, not a curated record
AUGACAUGGCACUCUGUGUGCACAACUGUAUGCGCAUGCACGUGAGCUUCUCCCUUUGCAAAUGUGCCACAAUAAAACAACUGAGUUUCUCUGCUAUGAACACAUUUCCAAACACAAAGCAGAUGUUGUGGUCGUGCCAGGAGCUACCACUAAAGGACACCAAGGUCAUAUCCUCAGCAUUGUUUCUGGGAAUUUGGGGGCAUUAAUGAGUUGGUUAGAGUCUACAAAUAAAUAUGCGCUAUAUUUAAAAACAUGUUGGUUUUUAAAGCUACUAUUCUCGUAUUUUUACAUGAAAAGAGGUUUUCAGUGCCUUUCCAGCAGUCCUCUUCCAAUGGAAGUUUAAAUUUGACUCUUUAUGUACCAAACUGAAAUUAUUUUUAUUUUUUUAUAUAUAUAAAUAAAGAUAAUGUCAAAAUUAACAAACAAAAUUUUACAACAUUUCUGGUGGCCUGCCAGACGUUUCUAAUGGCUGAGUAAGUGUUUUGCUCCCUGGUUACUUUAUAGUCCCUUUGAGUAUAAAAUUCAAAAGUGAGAAGUGACUCAUGAAUUGCGGUGGGUCGUUCAUCUUGUAGUGGUCUUCCUCUGAUAAUAUCCCCUUAAAGAUUAGUGCUUUUUAUUAUCUGCUUGUUUAAUAUGGAAACCAGCCAAUGAAAUAAAGUCUUCAUGCAAAGAAAGACAUGUCGGCUUGGGCUGCAUUAUCUCCAGCGCUGUUUGCCUUAUCUUUGCAUGUCCGAGUCUCUUGACUUAUAUGGAUAAGCCCGUCACCCCGCGGCCUGACAAUACAGUCCCAAAAUAAUCUGAGCGAGCACAGCUGAGCCCCGCUCGGCGCCGCACGCUGCUCCUCCGCCGCCGCUCAGAGGACACACUGCCGUCAAAUCUCUCAUCAGUAAUGACCAAAUUCAGCUAUUCUGAAUACUUAUCUCAGUUCCGUAAUGCUGGUGGUAAAUGUUGUAAUGUUCUGUCGCGGCGAGGAGGAGACAGGAGGAGAGAAGACAGUCAGAGCGACGUAACGUCCGAGCCGGAGGAUGAUGACCCGGUGGUCUUUGCUAUUAGGAGAGGGGAUGUGAAGGCUGUUAAUGAUCUGGCAACAUCCGCUGCUCAGUGCCUGCUGAAGGAGAACAAAGAUGGAUGGAUACCCCUGCACCAUGCUGCCUUCUGUGGACAGACAGAGUGCUUGAAGACCCUACUGAAGGCCCAUCCAGGUUCAGUAGACAAACGUACCUUGCAGGAGCAGACGGCCUUGCUGCUUGCUGUAUCUUGUGAGCACUUGUCAUGUGUUCGGUGCCUUCUGGAGGAAGGCGCUGAUCCCGAUAUCAGCAGCAAGAACAAAGAAACCCCUUUGUACAAAGCCUGCGAGCUGGAGAAUGUGGACAUGGUGAGCCUCAUUCUGUCCUACGGUGCCACUGUGAACCAACGAUGUGGUCAGGGUUGGACAGCCCUCCAUGAAGCUGUAUCCAGGAACAACACAGAGAUCUGUGAGAUGCUAAUAAGAACCGGGGCCACAAUCAAUCCACCUAAUACCUACAGCAUCACACCGCUCACUGUAGCAGCUCAGCGGGGACAGAUGAGGGCACUGUGUUACCUUAUUGGAAAAGGUGCAGAUGUGAACAUGCAGACGUGUGAUGGCGUCACAGCACUGCAUGAGGCUAGUAAAAAUGGCCACAGGGACAGCGUAGCAGUGCUGUUGACUAAAAACGCAGAUGCCAACAAACCCACUAAUUCAGGACUGCUGCCACUGCAUGUUGCUGCACAACAUGGACACCAUGAGAUUGUGUCCAUGCUUGUCCCAGUGACAAGUCGAGCCAUGCUCCGCCACAGUUGUGUCAGCCCCCUCCACCUGGCAGCAGAGCACAACAGACACACUGUGGCAGCUGUGCUACUGAAGACAGGUGCAGAUGUAAACGCCACACUGGCCCACAGUCAGUCUAUCCAGUAUGCUGAUCGACGUGCGACAGCCCUCUUCUUCGCUAUUGCCAACGGCAGCACCGAGACAGCAGAGGUGUUACUCAACGCCGGUGCGAGUCUAACCCUGGACCCUGUCAGCCCUCUACUGAUGGCUGUGCGGCAGGGCUGUGUCAGCAUUGUGUCCUUGCUGCUGCGGAGAGGUGCCGAUGCCAACGCCAGUAUCCCAUCUUGUGCUACUACGUUCCCCGCUGUUGUUGCACUUUGCAUGAAUAAUCUGCCUCUACUCAAAUGCCUUUUGGACAAUGGCUGCGAUGCCACCUCCUGUUUUACAUGUACACAUGGCAGUGCUCCUCACCCAACAGCUGCAGGGUCCCACAUAGGAAGUUUCAGUAAUGGAUAUGUUUUGCAGACUGAUAAUAUGCUUCCUUUAAACUGCAGUGAGGCAUCAGAAAGGGUAACACAGUUCUGUGAAUGGAUCUCAACACCACUUAUGUGUAAAUGUGCAGGACCGAUAAUAGACCUGCUGCUGGAGCAUGUUGGUCAUGUUCAGCUGUGCAGCAAACUCACUGAACUGCUGGACAGCCAGGAAGAAUGGCUCGCCGUUAGGAGGAAGUCACUCUCGCCUCGUCCACUGCUGCACCUUUGCAGAUUAAGGAUUCGGACCCAAAUGGGGAGACACAGACUGAAAUCACUCACGAGCCUACCUCUGCCAGACAGACUGAUCAGAUACCUGAGCAUGGCUGACUGGCUUUAGGAUAAACAUCAAGCAGAGAUGUGACUAAAUUUAUCAUUUUGUGUUUCUUUUUUUAGUUGCAGCUCCUAUCUUUAUUCUGUAAAAGGUCCUCCAAAGGAAUUUUCUAUGCAUAAAAUAUCUAUUUAUAACAUAUGUAAUGUGACAACAAUUUUCUUUCAUCUGUCUGUCUGAAUGUUUUGUAGUUUCACACAAACGCUCAGAGGAAGUAAAAACGAUCUAAUGCCCAAAGGA